Messenger RNA from Mollisia scopiformis, 1328 nucleotides. Its product is annotated as FMN-linked oxidoreductase. The transcript has 2 exons. Gene Ontology annotation, cellular component: cytoplasm. The record is from RefSeq and is a predicted model, not a curated record. Gene Ontology annotation, biological process: 'de novo' pyrimidine nucleobase biosynthetic process. The coding region runs from base 115 to 1311 and encodes 398 amino acids. Lineage: Eukaryota; Fungi; Ascomycota; Leotiomycetes; Helotiales; Mollisiaceae. Gene Ontology annotation, molecular function: dihydroorotate dehydrogenase activity.
CUACCUACCCCCCCACUUCCCCAAACAUCCAACACAGCAUUUAACCUUAAACCGCAUCGAAACAUUCCAGAAACAAUCCACCCAUCAAUUACAGUACCCACCGCCACUCUCACUAUGACCAUGACCUCGCAACAUCCACCCGAAAUAGCCUCUUCCUCUUCCUCUCCAUCUUCCCCAUCCCCAUCCUUUCGCAUCGACCCCCCACUCCUCAACAGCUCCAACCCCUGGGCAACAACCGAAUCCGACCUCCUCGCCCUCUACAACUGCCCUUACACAGGCGCCGUCACGACCCGGACGUCGCUGUGGGGGUCAGGCUUCAAGCAGCACGCUUCCACGCAUCAAUAUACGUUCUUCUCUAGUGCACUCGGGCACGCUACUGCGGAGGUGAACGUUGUCGAUCACCCGGAGGGGCGGGGCGGGGUGGUGGAGGGCGAAACGACUUCGUUGAAUACGCUUGGAUACAGUCCAAUCGCAUUCCAAUUGUACGUCCACACAAUAAUCCGCAUGAGCCGAUCAGGCCUUCUCGAUCUCCCCCACAACCGCAAACACAAACGCAAACCCUUCAUCGUAUCAGUAACCGGCACCGCGACCGAGAUCGCCCAAUGCGCCACCCACCUGCUCACCGUGCUCAACGACCCGGAAUCCAUAUAUCCCUAUCCCUCCGCCCCAUCAUCAACGCCUGACGCCAAGGCCUCGGUCUCGGAUGUACCAAAACCUCUCGAACAUCUGGAAUUGAUGAUGGAGAUCAACCUCUCCUGCCCCAAUAUCCCCGACAAGCCGCCGCCGGCGUACUCGCUUGCUGCUCUGGCGGAGUACAUCGCAGCCAUCAGCGUCGCGAAAGGGAGUAUGCCACGUGAGUACGAGCGUCCUUUACAUGUAGGGAUCAAGACGCCGCCGUAUACGUAUGCGGGGCAAUUCCAGACGCUUAUUGAUGCGCUGGAGAGUUCCGCCAGUCUCGAGGGGGGAUGUCCGAUUAGUUUUGUGACGGCGACGAAUACGUUGGGUAGUUGUCUAGUAGUUGAUAGGAGGAAUGAAGCGGCGUUGGGGUCGGUGGGUGGGACGGGGAUUGGGGGGAUGGCGGGCGAUGCGUUGCAUCCGCUUGCGUUGGGGAAUGUGAGGACGAUUCGGAGUAUGUUGGAUGCUUCUCCUCAUUUUGAUGUUCGAGCCAUUUCCAUUAUAGGGAUUGGAGGCGUUAGGGACGCUGCUGGAUUUGCACGGAUGAGGAGUGUUGGCGCAGCUGCCGUUGGAGUAGGAACAGCACUUGGUCGCGAGGGAAUUAGUAUUUUCGAGAAGAUCACCACUUCAGAAUGAAAUCCACUAUUUCCCUG